AUGGCGAAGAUUAUGCCUCUGCCCGCAAAAGGGCUGAGUCUGCGAUUGAAGAUUCUUUCCGACGAGUUUUCAUCUUGGGCUGCCUACUUGCCUCGAUCGGUCACAGAGACAGAGACCACCGAAGCGUCUGCUACGCUCUCGGACUUCGUCGGCACGCAGGUCACAGGUCAUGUGUGGCAGCUUUCUCUGCGCCAACGAGGAAGCCGAGCUGUUCAGGAAGCCAUAGAACUAUGCAGCAUCGAUGCAGAGCGUGAGGCCAUCGCGAAAGAACUCCAUGGGCACAUCUGGGAGGCAGUGCGCUGUCCCCAUGCCAACUUCGUUGUGCAACGCCUGAUUGUUGCAUUGCGGCCUGGAGCUUGCCAGUUCAUCAUUGAUGAGAUAUUGCGGCCCGGCCCCAAAAGCAUCUGCUAUCUGGCGAGGCAUAAGUACGGCUGCCGGACUCUGCAACGCCUCCUGGAGCAUUGCAACCAUGUGCAGACGGCACCACUGGCCGAGGCAAUGCUGGCAGAGGUUGUGCCGCUGUCCAGACACCCUUACGGCAACUAUGUCCUGCAGCAGCUGCUGGAGCAUGGCAGUUGCGCCCACCAGUCGCUGAUCAUCCAGCGGCUUUUAAAGAGUGUUGCCCUCAUUGGAUCGGACUCCAAUGGUGUGGCGGUGCUUCUGAAGGCCCUGGCGAAUGGAUCUCAAGAGGAACGAGUGCAGCUGGCUUUGGCCUUGAACCUGGAACCAGGCCUCAUUCUCUCCAUCGCCAGGAGCCGCUAUGGCCAUGCCGUUGCGCAGCUAGUGGUCAACUACUUGCCGGAGCCGCAGAAGGUGGAGCUUUGCAGAGAAGUGGCGGCACACUCGGAGGAGUUGCGUGCCUCGCGCUAUGGCCGACUCGUGCUGAACAACCUUGAAUCGCAUGGCAACCCGACGGACAUCGACGUUUCGUUGCAAAGUGAUGAGGAUGAGUGA
This is a messenger RNA of Symbiodinium sp. CCMP2456, 954 nucleotides long. NCBI's taxonomy places the organism in Eukaryota, Dinophyceae, Suessiales, Symbiodiniaceae. The record is from the annotation of a GenBank genome assembly.